Messenger RNA from Hyla sarda, 1383 nucleotides. RefSeq names its product actin, alpha cardiac muscle 1. The record is from RefSeq and is a predicted model, not a curated record. NCBI's taxonomy places the organism in Eukaryota, Metazoa, Chordata, Amphibia, Anura, Hylidae. Bases 70 to 1203 code for a protein of 377 amino acids. The transcript is spliced from 7 exons.
CACUGGCACAAUGGCAACAAGAUCCGGCAAGGAAGUGCAGGGGAAGUGAGCUACUCUCCAGACUCCAACAUGUGUGACGAUGAAGAGACCACUGCCUUGGUGUGCGACAAUGGCUCAGGGCUGGUGAAAGCUGGCUUUGCCGGAGAUGAUGCCCCUCGAGCUGUGUUUCCCUCCAUUGUUGGACGUCCCCGUCACCAGGGUGUCAUGGUUGGUAUGGGUCAAAAAGAUUCCUACGUUGGGGAUGAGGCUCAGAGCAAGAGAGGUAUUCUGACCCUUAAAUACCCUAUUGAACAUGGUAUCAUCACCAACUGGGAUGACAUGGAGAAGAUCUGGCACCACACCUUCUACAAUGAACUGCGUGUAGCCCCAGAGGAACACCCCACCCUGCUUACUGAGGCUCCCCUGAACCCAAAAGCCAACCGUGAGAAGAUGACACAGAUCAUGUUUGAGACCUUCAAUGUCCCUGCAAUGUAUGUUGCCAUCCAGGCUGUGUUGUCUUUGUACGCCUCUGGUCGUACCACAGGUAUUGUGCUUGACUCUGGAGAUGGUGUCACCCACAACGUGCCAAUCUAUGAAGGUUAUGCCCUACCCCAUGCCAUCCAGCGUCUGGACUUGGCUGGUCGUGACCUGACUGACUACCUGAUGAAGAUCUUGACUGAGAGAGGCUACUCUUUUGUCACAACUGCUGAGCGUGAAAUUGUUCGUGAUAUCAAGGAAAAGCUGGCAUACGUUGCUCUGGACUUUGAGAAUGAGAUGGCAACAGCUGCUUCUUCUUCCUCUCUGGAGAAGAGCUAUGAACUUCCAGACGGACAGGUUAUCACUAUUGGAAAUGAAAGGUUCCGUUGCCCAGAAACCCUCUUCCAACCAUCCUUCAUUGGCAUGGAAUCUGCAGGUAUCCAUGAGACCACAUAUAACUCCAUCAUGAAGUGCGACAUUGACAUCCGCAAGGACCUUUAUGCCAACAAUGUGCUCUCUGGUGGUACCACCAUGUACCCUGGUAUUGCUGACCGUAUGCAGAAGGAAAUCACUGCCUUGGCACCCAGCACCAUGAAGAUCAAGAUCAUUGCCCCACCUGAGCGUAAAUACUCUGUAUGGAUUGGAGGCUCCAUUCUGGCUUCUCUUUCUACCUUCCAACAGAUGUGGAUCAGCAAGCAGGAAUACGAUGAGGCUGGUCCUUCUAUUGUGCACAGAAAGUGCUUCUAAACUGACUACAUUAACAGUUACUGAGAUUAUCUCCUAUUCCUACAAAAAAUAAACUCACCUUUUGAAUAAAGUUUUGUGUCUUAGUCUAACAUUUUUCUCAAUGUGUGGGCUAAAGAAAGAAUUCUGGGUUUUUUAUUACAAAACACAAUUCAGUAACAUACUGUAUGACAUCUAAUUAGU